UAUUAUUUAUUUAUUUAUUUAUUGCAAAAUACGGAGUAGUUAUUAUCAAUCAAACCUUCUGCGAUAAGGAGCAGUUAUUAUCAUCCAAGACAUCGACCACCGCAAUUUGGCCUGAUGCAGCUUUGGCAUCUUUAUCUGAUCAAAUUCGCCGAAACGACUUGAAUUCUCCCCCGGAAUCGGCCUUAACAGGGCACGGGCUUCACCAGACGGUUUUUCUCAUGAUAAGCCUCGAUCUUUUGCCAUGGAAAUGCCCGAUCAUGAUUUCCGGCGGCAUUACGACUUCGGGUUUUGUCAUUAAAUGGUCUUGAAUCGAUCGAAUUCAUCGCCCGCGUGUUUUAUGUCGGUUUCUAACGGUGAACAUCAAUGUAGAUCGAGUCGAGAUGACGUACGAAGCGGCGACGGCAGCAGCAAUGAGGAGGCAGGCGGCGCUGGCGGUGGGGGAAUCAAUACCAAUCAGCGAAUAGAGGGGGAUGGUAAUGUUGAUAAUAGGAAGGGUGGGAAAAAAUCCCCUCUUUUCUGCUUCAGAAAGGUGAAGAGGAGUGCGAAGAGGAGUAAGCAGAGGAGCAGCACUUCGUGUGUUCCGGGGUGCUUUGGGCUAGCGGCGCUAGGUAGCAGUGGUGGGGAUUGUUGCUUGUGCUUAAAGCCUCCGCAGACUGCAGAUUCGUCAAGCGAGUCACAGACAAGUGACCCUAACAGCCCGAACUUUAGUCGUGCGAUGCUGAGAGGCUUGAUUGAGAAGAAUGAUUUUUACUCCAAAGAAUGCAACCCUCAUUAGGGUGUUCCAUUUGCGCCUUCUUGCACUCAUUGAAAUUUGAUGAAUGAGUUUUGAAUUAUUCACUCCCAUUUUGAAAUUGUAGGCUUCACUCUGCAACAAUAUCUAGAAGUUCUUGAAGGUUCAUCACGUCUCCAUCGCUGAACCUGACAUUUAUUCGUCUUUUUGCACAGCAUUCCUUGUGUACCUAUACUGUUCAGAUCUGUCAACAUGCCUUAUGUGAAGUACAUUUAUUUGGAGAUUGUUAUUGAUUCCACUUGUUGGUUAUGUGGUUGUGCGGAAUAUGUUUCAGUGUGAGUGUGGUACUACUAUUACACCAGAUUUUCUUGCCAGCUGCCACUGCCAAGUCUAGGGGUUAUGCAUAUAUGAUUGUAUUGCUCAUUUUCCCAAGGACUAUGAAGUGUGAGUUCUAAUGUUGUGAUAGUGCUACAAUACGGAUUUUAUUAUUGUUCUCGAAAACUGAAAAAAGGCAAUGUGAAAACUCAAAAGCUCAUAUUUUGGGGAGUUUAUGGCUGGUUAGGUUCUUGGAACACUUAUGAGGCUGAAAGGGUUGGAGCAAUUGAGACAUUAUCUCAUUGAGUUGAUCACUUGAUUGGAAUGUUAGAUUACUAUUUACAUGGACCGAGGUGGUAUGCUACGGAUAAUUCUGAGGGGUGCAGAUCAACUUUGUGAUACAAUUGCAUUCUUUUGGGUGUACUCAUGACCUGGUUUAUCCAUAUUAUGUAGAAUUGGGAUCAUUACUGAUUCCAAUUUCUAGAAUUCCUGUUUAUUGUGAUUGCAUCCUUCUUAUUCUUUAUUUGUAAAGAUAACUACUGUAUUUUGAUGUGUAAAUGCACACAAGUAGAUUGCUUUUUGGAAAAUGAAUAAAUAUGUCGCUUUGAGAGUUUGAAG
Messenger RNA from Cuscuta europaea, 1663 nucleotides. The record is from the annotation of a GenBank genome assembly. Lineage: Eukaryota; Viridiplantae; Streptophyta; Magnoliopsida; Solanales; Convolvulaceae.